GGAUAAAACUGUCAUUUCAAUUUCAUUAAUUUUGUGGAUUCCAUCGACUUCCUUUUGUUAUUUGCUCUGUUCUUUUAUCUCUGUAUCGAAUCUCAAUUUAAAUUUUACUUUUAUUCCAAACAUUAUCUUCUCCAUGAAUGCGAUAUUAUUGUAUAUUUCUUUUUGUUCUUUCCAAUUGAUCUUUAUAUCAAAGUUGACACUAAUUUACACUUUUAAUUGGUUUUCCAUUCUUGUCUGAAUUGGUUAUCUCACUGUUCUAUAGCUUAAUUAAUUGACUGAAAUUCCCAUUCGGAACAGACGUUUCUCUGGCCUUCUACCAAGUUUGUGGGCCUCUGGUGUCACUGCAGUACGAAAGUAGUCUCAUUAAGGCCUUUUACAUCGCUCUUUUGCCCUGCCAAUCAGAAAAUGCUCGGAAGAAAUGCCACCUCCUUUGACGUUUCUUAGUAUAUCAAAUCAACCACCAGAGUCUCAGCUAGUGAUGGCUCAACAAGACGAUGGGUGGCCUUUGGGAUUAAGACUGCUAAAUGCUAGAGUUGGAUUGCUGGAAAAUCGAGACUUUCCUGGAUCAAUCUCCUUCAACACUUUGCCUACUGGAUCUCCCAUCUCCUUCACGGACUCUUCAGAUCUUGAUUCUGAGUCAAGUGGGUCGUUCUUCCAUGCUAAAAGCAUUACUCUGGGUAGUCUAAUCGGUGGUUCUACUCCUAGGAUCAUGGAACUCUCGAGAAGAUCAUCAAGAGGAGGAAGCACAGAAGCCAGCCUAGGAUUAGACAGAAAGAUCAAUAACUACUUCAAGUUCAAGUCCAAGCCAUGGUUAUUUUCCCUGUGCUGCAAACUGAGCACUGACGCCGUCAUUGCCACUAGAACUCGCUCGCUGGCUCACUUUCUAGAAGUGGAGAGGAGGCGAACCGCCGCUGCGGCGGCCUCCCACCCUCCGCCAAUUGCCGAAAGAACCAACAAUAUGUUAACCAGUUGAAACAAUGGUUUCAUUAGCCAAUGGCAAAGUUGGUCCUCAACAAGUAGGAAGAGGCCAAGGAGAGUGGUUAAUUGAUGGGAAUGGGGUUCUUGGUGUUGUUUUCAUCUUGCCUUCAGACAAAUUAUUAGGCUGCCACUCAUAAUACCGUUAAAUGUGCCAGUAGUGAGUUGCUUUUCUUGGGUCUUCAUCAGCUGUUUUGAGAUUUGACUCUUAUCUCUAAAUCAGGUACUCGAGAACCCUUUACUUUAAAAUUGCUUGUUACCUUUUUUUUCUUUCUUUCUUUCUUUUUUUUUACACAUUGUGAAGCGAGAAGAUGGAACUCAAAAUUGAUAAUAUAAGUUCAUGUCAUUUGAGAUGUGACCUAUACUCAUGUUGGCUUGUUCAUUACCUCUCUUAUUUUUUACAUAUCCGGAUGGCGAAUAUUACUCUUUUGAGUUUACUUUCUGGCUUCUGUUCAUUUAA
This is a messenger RNA of Benincasa hispida (wax gourd), 1435 nucleotides long. RefSeq lists its product as uncharacterized. NCBI's taxonomy places the organism in Eukaryota, Viridiplantae, Streptophyta, Magnoliopsida, Cucurbitales, Cucurbitaceae. The record is from RefSeq and is a predicted model, not a curated record.